Messenger RNA from Gigantopelta aegis, 1192 nucleotides. RefSeq names its product protein mono-ADP-ribosyltransferase PARP15-like. NCBI's taxonomy places the organism in Eukaryota, Metazoa, Mollusca, Gastropoda, Neomphalida, Peltospiridae. Gene Ontology annotation, molecular function: NAD+ poly-ADP-ribosyltransferase activity; transcription corepressor activity. The transcript is spliced from 6 exons. Gene Ontology annotation, biological process: negative regulation of gene expression. Bases 235 to 1098 code for a protein of 287 amino acids. Gene Ontology annotation, cellular component: nucleus; cytoplasm. The record is from RefSeq and is a predicted model, not a curated record.
GCUCUAGUCAUUACUUGCUCGUCUGACCUGAAAGCAAAUACGUCAGUGGCGAAAGCAGUGUAUGAAGCAGCUGGAGGGGCUAUUAGGACUGAACUUGAAGAAAAUUGCACUGCACCUCUAAAAGACUGGACGUUUGUCGUGACUAGUGGUGGACACCUUGAGGCCAAGUAUAUCUACCAUGUCAGUAUACCAAGAUACUGCCCUGACACAAUAACACAAGAGCAAUUUCUGGAAAUGCUCGGUAGAUGUUUGACUGACGCUUGCCUGAUUAAUUGCAAGAGAAUUGCUUUCACUGCGCCUGUGUCUAGAGAGCUAAAGUAUCCACCAAAGCUGAUGGCAGAAUGGUUUAAAAGAGGAUUUGACAGUUUUCGAAGAUCACAAACCGAUUUACUUUUCUUUGAGAUGAGGGUUGUGGUUAAACAGAAUGACAAGCGCACAUACAACGCAUUUCAAGAAGAGCUGUUUGGUACGGAGCUAAUGGAUUUCAACCAGGUUCCUAGGACGUGGAGUGCAGUGAGUAAAGAUACAGAGGUUAUUAAAGUUACUCUUCACCCACAUGGCACCGAAUACAGGGAGGUUGCUGAAUUACUGAAAGAAACAGCAUCACACGACUACCGGAUUAAAAAGAUUGAAAGGAUACACAAUAGGGCAUUGUAUCUCCAGUACAAUGUAAAACGAUGGCAAUUUUCUCGGAGAAAGACAGACCUGCCAGACGAAAGCAUAGAAAGAAGACUAUGGCAUGGUACGACAGCAGAUGCAGUGACAAGUAUCAACUAUCAUGGUUUCAACAGAAGUUACUGUGGAAAAAAUGAAUCACGAUUCGGACAAGGUGUAUACUUUGCUGUACCAUCACGAUUUGCGUUAGAUCCAAGAUAUUCUAGAAGAGGACAGUCAGGGCUGAAACACGUUUAUCUUGCGCAAGUACUUGUAGGCAGAUACGCCAAAGGAAAUAGGGAAACACGCGUACCUCCACCUAUUGAUAAAAACAAUCCACAGCUACUGUUCGACUCUACAGUGAAUGAUGUUCAAAACCCUACCAUAUUUGUGAUAUACAAUGACACACAAGCCUACCCACAAUAUUUGAUAACUUUGAAAUAGAAAAUAGUGUGUUACUACAAUUUAAAGGAUCUAUCAAACAUCUUCCCAUUGUUUUGACUCUUCCAAAUCUUCCAGGCAUUAAACCACAUUCUGU